UCUUGAUGAUUGUCCCAUGUUUGUUACGAGAAACUGGUUUCAAGGGUUUCUGAUCUCAGAUCUAAUUCCAAAUAACAGAGUUGUUGCAGUUUCCAUGUUCUGUUUAUAUUGAAUCUGUAAUUGUUUUCCUGUUUGGAUUCAAUUCUUACCUUCCUGUCUAGAAUAAAGUCCUACUACAUGUCGUCAAGUACUUAAUUCUCUGACUUAUAGAUUCAGAAGAUCCAUAAUAUUCUUUCCUAUUCAACUUCCUCUUCAAUCCUGCGUGCCGUUCUAUAUAUAAACCUCUCAGAACACAAAGCUUUCUCGUACCAAACAACUGUAGGUUUACUUCAUAAGCUAAAUUAUUCAAAUUCUUAAUUUUUGUUGAGCUGAUUUAAGAAUGGAGCAGCUUGUUCUACCAUCUGGGUACAGGUUUAGACCAACAGAUUCAGAAUUAAUUCUUUAUUAUUUGAAGAAUAAGAUACUGGGAAAAGAACUUCCUGUUAAUAUAAUCCCCACCAUUGAUGUUUUCUCCUGCAACCCAGAUCAGCUUCCAUUGAGUGAAUUUACGCAUGGAAUGCCAAACGAACGGUAUUUCUUUUCCAACAGAAGAAAAGGCAGAAUUUUAACGGAAGAUGGUUUCUAUCAUGUCUCUUCUACUGGAUCCAUCUACGACAAGAAUAAACUUGUUGGUUUUGUAAGAACACUCGAUUUCUACCAUGGAAGGCCUAAUAAAGGAAUUAAAUCUAAAUGGACUGUACAUGAGUUUAGGGUUAAUCCUCAAGUCUUUCAAGAAGACGAAGAUGCUCAAGAAAAUGUAAAUUUAAUUUGCUUUUUGUUUUAAUUUUUUUAUGUGAUUUCUGAAUUAUAAUUUUACAUGUUGUAUAACCUUGUUAAUUUUUUUUUUCAG
Molecule: messenger RNA, 889 nt
Organism: Jatropha curcas
Lineage: Eukaryota; Viridiplantae; Streptophyta; Magnoliopsida; Malpighiales; Euphorbiaceae
Source: RefSeq, a predicted model, not a curated record